GCAGGGCAGGUUUGGUAAUUGUGAUCCAAAAUCAAAUGGGAUCACUUCAGCCUGCAAUCAUCUCAAUUGAUCUCUGAUUCCUUUGAUGCUUUCCUAGCUGGUCAAAUGAAUCCCUUUAAAAAUCCACGGCGGCCAGUUCAGGACCCUCAUUCAAUUUUAGAUGCUGAUGAUACAUGCCAUGCAUUUCCAUUUCAAAAAUUCUCUUCCUGACCAAAAUGCUAUAGCUUCUGGCGGAAGUGUGUAUUCCCAUGUCAGCAGUCAGGACAUCGGUUCUAAGUCAUUCAAACACCCCAAUCUAACAGAGGCCAAUAUUCAACAAUCAGACACAGACUUGACACUUUGUUCACGAGUAUACAAGGAUGAAAGCAGUCUGGGGCUCUCAGGCAUCAACUGGACAGAAUCUUUGGGACCCUUUGAUCUCGGCUUGUCUUCCCGCAAAGUUUUCAGUGCAAACGAUAUUAGCAUCGAUGGCAUUGUCAAGUAGUAUGUUCCUCUUGAAGGUAUGAAUAAACGACACACACUAACACAAACUGUAAGGAGAAAAAAAAAGAAGCAAGGUAAAGACUUUAUUUUACAUCAUAAACAUU
This is a messenger RNA of Hibiscus syriacus, 587 nucleotides long. RefSeq lists its product as uncharacterized. The record is from RefSeq and is a predicted model, not a curated record. NCBI's taxonomy places the organism in Eukaryota, Viridiplantae, Streptophyta, Magnoliopsida, Malvales, Malvaceae. Gene Ontology annotation, biological process: pattern specification process. The transcript has 3 exons. Gene Ontology annotation, molecular function: chromatin binding. Gene Ontology annotation, cellular component: nucleus. The coding region runs from base 161 to 484 and encodes 107 amino acids.